Aricia agestis (brown argus) is the source of this 3406-nucleotide messenger RNA. RefSeq names its product structure-specific endonuclease subunit SLX4 (gene mus312). The record is from RefSeq and is a predicted model, not a curated record. Gene Ontology annotation, cellular component: nucleus; Slx1-Slx4 complex. Lineage: Eukaryota; Metazoa; Arthropoda; Insecta; Lepidoptera; Lycaenidae. Gene Ontology annotation, biological process: DNA replication; interstrand cross-link repair; meiotic DNA double-strand break processing. Bases 137 to 3358 code for a protein of 1073 amino acids. Gene Ontology annotation, molecular function: enzyme binding. The transcript has 5 exons.
UGAAGACCCCAUUGAAGAAGUUGAACGUAAACAAUUGAUAGCAAGUGGCUUACCAAAUAGAACUGGAAAUAAAAUAAGAGAACUUUUUGAAAAAUCUGAAAGACUUGACAAUCCAGAAAAGUAGUACUUACAAAACAUGAGUUUAGACAUUAAUGAUUCUGGUGAGAGAUUGAGUAGUAAAAUCAUAAGCAAGUAUUUUACAUCAAAAUCUGGUAUGGAUGAAAGUCUUGGUGACUUUCAAGAGAAAAAGAUAAUUAACGCUGGAUCUAAAAAGAAAAAGCCAUCCAAAUGUACUAUAAAAAAAGAUAGAAAGCUCAAAGGUCAAAAAGAUAUAAGAGCUUUAGUAAAGUCAAGAAAAAAUGAGCUUUUAACAUACACUAAAGAUUUUGAUCAAGCGUGUAAGAAUUCAGGUUUAGAUGUAGACUCGGAACAAUUGCAGAUUGCCAUAGCUUUGUCUAAAUCACUUCAAGAUUUUGGACCACAGCAGGAUGAGGUCAGUAAUGAUAUAAAACCACUAACUGCCAAAGAAAGAUCAAGAAAAAUUAAAUCAACUUUGCAAGAAUAUGGGUUCAAAGUGCCAAAUACUGCUGUGCAAAAGACUAGAAGAAGAGUGACAAACAAAAAUUCAAAAUUACUCAAUACAUCAGAAUGUAUAAAAAAAGAAGUCAUAAAUAACAAAUAUUUACAAAUACUGCAAAGAAAUCCUACACCACCCGUAUCAGGUCUCGUUGAAUAUGAUCAAAGCGGUAAAGAAGUUUAUCACAAGACAACCAAUAUACUUUAUAGCAAAAUAAGAACAGUUGACGAAUUUUAUGUGCCCAACUUAAUAGAAAAAACAACACAUAGAACGAGUUUAUUGCGAGAUUGGUCAGAAAUACCAGGCAGACCACUCAGCCCCGUUGUCGAGGUUAAUAGGUUCAAAUUUGAUGAAGUCUUAUUUUCUCAGGAAGAACUAGACUGUAUUCUUAGUCAUCCAUUACAAGAAGUUCAGGAAAUCAUCAAAAGUAAAAGUAUGAUGAUUUGUGAUGAAGAUCGGACUAUCAAUAUUGAAAAAACUGAUAAAGAUAUGAAUUUGAGUAUAGAAAAUGAAAUGAAUGCAGAAACAUGUGGUAUAAUUAAUAGUAAAUUCAAUGAAAAACAUACCUGCAUAGCACAGGAAAAUAGGAGUAAUUCCCCUGAUUUGUUUGAUGAAGAUGAUUAUACUCCCACAAUACAAUUUGAUGAAGAUCAAACACAAUGUUCUGAAGUAAAAUGCAGUUCUAGAUCCAACAAAUCAUCAUUUAUGGAUUUAACAGAAUGUGUUGGUAAUACAAAUAAUAUUCAAAGAACAAUUCAUAUGGAUACAAAGUUUUUGACUGUUGAGAGUUCAAAAAUAUUAGAAGAUACAAACAGUAAAGAAAUAAGACCUGUUGUUUUUGUUACACAAGCGGAGAGUAAAAACAAAGUGUUUGAAAUGAGUAUCAAUUCAAAAGCUUCAUCUUCAGAAACACUCAGAGAAAUAAAUGAUUUCAUGGAGGUUACUGAUUGUGUUGCUUCUGAAUUGGAUUAUAACGUCAUUGACAAUUAUGGAAAUAAGAUACACUUAAAAUCUCUGGAAGAAGUAGUGAAGCAGCAUUUAUCAAAAGAAGAUCAAGCUGUGAAAGUAAACAAAAAUUUGCAAUCACCUUUGGCUUUCUCUCCGUCAAAUUCUGUUGAUGUUGAGGGUAUCGAAAAUAUAGAUCUUACACAAGGAUCAGAUAACACAAUACUGAGUUCUGAAACCAUCCAAAAUAAUGUGCCAAUUUCUGUAGAUUUAACACAGUCAUCAAAUUCUAAUGAAGACUUACCUGUUGUGAAUAUAUCUGGUAGCAAAGAGGAGUCAUUAGAUGCUACAAUUAUUUUGUAUGACAAUGAUGCAAAUACCAACAUUUUCAACGAUAAGUCGCACGAAAAUAUUAUAUCAUCAGAUGUAAUAUAUGACAAAAAUAAAAACCAAAAUAACACAAGUAUGUUCACCACAAGUAAUGUUAAUUUGGUCAACAAGGAACAUCAUAAAGUAUGUAGUGAUUCAAUUGUUUUUGAAGUCAAUGGGAUUACUGGUUCACCUAAUAAAAAUAUUAGUAAAGACAAUAACGACAUAAGCAGCAUGUCAAAUAUUGACGAGACAAUAAUUAGUGAAGAUAACAUUGAUCACACCCAACGUCCAGAAUUACUAUGUAUGAGCGAAGAUAAAAUUGAUUUGACGCAAAGUCCCCAAUCUCCUAACAAAACGCAUAGUAUUGAAAGUCUAGGCAAACAAAACAAUAUAUCUAUAGAUUAUGAUGAAUUGUAUGAUAAUAUGAUGACUGUUUCGUCAGAUAUACGAAAUAAAGAAGAUUCACUAUUAGAUGAUAGUAAUGAUAGUAUUAAAUUGGUUGAGCAAGUCAGUGAUCAAUCAGCAAUAUUAAGUAAUGACAAUAUAUUAAACAGCACUGAAGAGUAUCAUACUGUAAGUAAUAAUAUUAUAGAGCCGCCACAAACUAUAGAAGAAAAUAAUGAAAACGACACUACUACUUAUAAAUCUGCAAAUGAAGCAAACAUGAGUAUUUGCUUCAACAGAAGAGAUAGUAGUUUUUUACCUAGUGUACAAGUAAAAAAAAUAAGCAAGAUGAAAGAAAUUGUUAAAGAAACGAACCAUACAGAACUAAGCCCUAUAAAAAUAUCAGAUGUAACUAACAAAUCCUUUGGGACUCCUGGAAAUGAUCAAUACAUAAUUAAGACUCAAAAUGUAACACCCAUGCUGGAUUACGAGUCAAUGUCAACACCUGCGAGAAAUAAGGAGUUAGAAAAAUAUGGCAUCAAGCCAUUCAAAAGGAAAAGAGCAAUACAGCUCCUAAAAUACAUCUAUAAUCAAACACAUCCAGUUGUUGAAGACUGUGCAACAGAUGAUAUGCCAUCUACAUCAAAAAAGUUCAAACUUGAUGAUCAAGAGGCUGAACAAAUUUCUGAUAACACUAAAGUGCAAAUUUCCAAAGAAACAGAAGAAAGAGAUGCAGAUAAAGAGAACAACUUGUACAUGGAAACAAAAGUGAAUCCUGAUAUAAAGAAUAUUGAAUGUUGUCCUGAUGAUUGGGUCUUUCAAACACGAGAGAAAGCAAAGGUACACUCAUGCAGGGUCCCAUUACAUAUAGCGUUUCAAAAUUAUGUAUCAUGCAGACAUUUGUUGAGGACUGCUAUAUUACGAUAUGAACCUGUUAACAUCGACAUCAUACACAAGGACCUCAUUGCAAGCGGUUACAGGUACAACCCAAAGGAGCUGCUAAAGUUUCUAGACAAGAAGUGUAUCACUGUCAAGACAACAGAAAACAAUGCUCGAAAUCGAAAACAGAAUAAAUCGUGACAUAAUAUUAUUAUAAUUUAUAUUAUUAUAUUUUCAUUAAAAAGUAUU